GUUCUGGCGCCACCGCCAAAGAGAUUCCCAGCUUCCUGCUCCUUCUCCGGACAGCGAUCCCCUGCCUCUCUCUCUCUUCUCCCUCUCUCUCUCCCCCCCUAUAAGUGGGUCUGCUCUGCUCAGUGUGCUCUCUCUACCAACCCACAUCCAUUUCCACCAUUUCCCAUCCUAUCAUCCCUCCCAGCUCGAGAUGCAGUACAAGAAUCUGGGCCGGUCGGGGCUGAAGGUGAGCCAGCUCUCGUACGGCGCAUGGGUCAGCUUCGGGAACCAGCUUGACGUGAAGGAGGCCAAGGCCCUGCUCCAGUGCUGCCGUGACCACGGCGUCAACUUCUUCGACAACGCCGAGGUCUACGCCAACGGCCGCGCCGAGGAGAUCAUGGGCCAGGCCAUCCGCGAGCUCGGUUGGAAGCGCUCCGACCUCGUCGUCUCCACCAAGAUCUUCUGGGGCGGCCCCGGCCCCAACGACAAGGGCCUCUCCCGGAAGCACAUCGUCGAGGGCACCAAGGCCUCCCUCAAGCGCCUCGACAUGGACUACAUCGACGUCAUCUACUGUCACAGGCCUGAUAUCUCGACUCCAAUCGAAGAGACGGUGAGAGCUAUGAACUAUGUGAUCGACCAGGGGUGGGCUUUUUAUUGGGGGACUAGCGAGUGGUCGGCCCAGCAGAUCACGGAGGCUUGGGGGAUUGCCGAGAGGCUCGAUUUGAUGGGACCCGUAGUUGAACAGCCGGAAUAUAAUUUGUUGUCUAGGCACAAGGUUGAGUCCGAAUAUCUUCCUUUAUACCAAAAUUACGGGUUAGGUCUGACUACCUGGAGCCCACUUGCAUCUGGUGUGCUCACAGGAAAAUACAGCAAGGGAACUAUUCCUCCUGAUAGCCGCUUUGCAUUGGAAAAUUACAAGAAUCUUGCGAGCCGCUCACUGGUUGAUGAUGUGCUGAAGAAGGUCAAUGGACUGAAACCAAUUGCAGAUGAACUCGGAGUUCCAUUACCUCAGCUGGCAAUUGCAUGGUGUGCUGCUAAUCCUAAUGUCUCAUCAGUCAUCACUGGUGCGACAAAGGAGUCCCAGAUCCAGGAGAACAUGAAGGCGAUUGAUGUCAUCCCCUUGCUGACACCUGCGGUGAUGGAGAAGAUUGAGGCCGUGGUCCAGAGUAAGCCGAAACGUCCCGAUUCGUUUAGGUGAACAUUGUGUAACGAUUCCAUCUCAAAUUUAAAUGAAUGCGGUGCCUAAUUUAAACCCCUAUGCGUUGCGAAUUGUAAGGCACCGCAAUUUCCAUGUUAGGGGGGAAAUAUGAGUUCAAAUUAGGUUCGUCUAUGAUAAGAUGAACCGUCAAAUCAGAAUGUCUGAGUGAAUAUGGUAUUAUCUAGAAUAAGAAUGUCCGGGCUUACUCCGGACUUGUUUUUUCCAGUAUUACCGACUAUUACUGAGAAAACGAGCAAUCUUUUCGAGAAAGCUUGCUUAAAAUUCUCUUGCUAUCA
This is a messenger RNA of Punica granatum (pomegranate), 1473 nucleotides long. Lineage: Eukaryota; Viridiplantae; Streptophyta; Magnoliopsida; Myrtales; Lythraceae. The record is from RefSeq and is a predicted model, not a curated record.